Molecule: messenger RNA, 6209 nt
Organism: Seriola aureovittata
Lineage: Eukaryota; Metazoa; Chordata; Actinopteri; Carangiformes; Carangidae
Product: bcl-2-like protein 11
Exons: 4
Coding region: 813-1559 (248 amino acids)
Source: RefSeq, a predicted model, not a curated record
AUUACUUUUCUACCAGGGAAGUCAUGACUCCAGGUGGACAUCAUUAAAGCCUCUGAGCAUUACAGACUAAUUACAGGAUUUAUCAGUAGGCUACUUUAUCACACUCGAAAAUCAAGUUGAUUGAUGUUUUUGAGACAUCUUUGAGUAGAGCACACUUAAUCUUGUCACUCUUCUAUUGUGCAUGCAGCACGUGGCCAAGAUCUGCUUAGAAUUAGUUUGUAGCGUGCAACUGAAACACAGCUAGAGACAAAGUGUUAGACAUACAGUCAAGACACAGAGAAAAACAAUGAGUCUAACAGAAGUUGCAUUUUUUUUGUUGUUGUUGUUGCUACCUUUGUUUCGAUCACUUUUGUUUCUGUCAGACACUGGAGCCAGUGAGGUCUCAUGUGACAGCAGGGGGAGACUGAGAGCCAAGAGAGAGACCACACCCAGCAGUAGGUGGAUCGUAGUUUGGAGGAGGAGCAGUCAUAUCAGCAAAGCGCAGUCACUAGCUUUUUGUACCACAGUACCACAUUCACACAAGGAGAGGGGAAGGAAACAUCAGUGCAGACAAAAGAGAGCUGGAGGUGUUUACCCCUGCAGUGGGUUCCACACGGAUUAUUCAGCCAUUCUUCCCUCAGCAAACCUUGCUCUGGGAUUUAUGUCACUUUCGACUUUUAUUUUUUUGUUUUACUCUUGGAAGUUCAUGUAUUGCUCACUUUGGACCAGUGGAUCCUAUUUGGACUCGCAUUGAAAUUAUUUUAGCCAUUUAUAUUACAGCCAGCUUUACAUCGUGGUGUUCUCGGGGCCAGUGGUUAUGUCCCGCAACUGACAUGCAACCUCCGUCCAGACCACAAAACCGGUCCGAUGGCUCGACCGCAGUAACGGCAAGAGGGGAGAGCGAAGGGGAUCCACCACUCGUCGGUGCCGCUGGAGCCCCGGCGCAAAACCCCAGUUCGAAAGACAGCGGCGAGCGGAGCCUUGGCCACCUCGGCUCCACCGGAGAAGGAGAGCCAGACUCGCCGCCCCGGUGCAGAACCAUAGCCACCUCUCCUGGCAACAGCCUAGGCGUGUUUCAAAAGAGGUCUAUAUUCAGCUACCCUCGUCGCUCGUCCAGUGGAUAUUUCUCCUUCGACAGCGACUCGCUACCGACCUCCCCGCUCUCCCCGAGGCCAGCCACGGCUGAACGAACCACGCAGACCCCGAGCCCCACCAGCCAGGUGAUGAAACACGCCUUGCAGCGCAUGGCGGAGGCGCACGGCGGAGGAGCGAGGAUGCAGCAGCAGCAGCACGAAAGCUCUCCCAGCCCCUCUAGCACACGGCAGCGAAACGCAGCAGGGGACAUGCAGGCGGAGGCAGUCGGACAAGAGCUCCGACGCAUCGGAGACGACUUUAAUAGACUUCUCCUGUUAAGGGGGGUGGCAGGUGGACAUAGACAUGUUGUGAUCCAUCCGAACCAGUUGCCACAAAUCCACCAGGAGCCUGCCGUGCUGUUGUGCGUGGGCCUCCUGCUCCUCGUGAUCGGACGAAUAAUCUACUACCACAGCAGUACGAACAGCCCGGACCACUCUCAGGUUUAGUCUUUGGAAAACCCAGCAGACGUAGCAAUUUUUUUCUUAAAUAAUGUAUCUGUGUUGUCGGAUCCAUCACAUCUUGAAUCUUCAUUUUGUUUUGGGGGACGUCAUUUUUAUUCUCCAUCUUUCUCUUUUGCAAAUGAGGAAGGAGACGUUGGACUCAUGUCUCAUGACUCAUUUUGAUGGAGAUUAUUUGUUAACACAUUCAAGGAACUCUAAAAACGCCUGUGUUUUUGUUUUUGCACCUGUAUUUUUGCUUCACGGUCUCUAUACCUUUGCAAUGCUACCAAAGAGCCAGGAUUUUGCACUCCUUUCCAGUGCAGAGGCAGUCAUGUCACCUAAACAUGCCUCUCUACAAAAUGACACCUUUGGAAAUUCAAUUGUGCCUUGUACAGUUUCCUUUUUUUUGUUUUAGCUUCUUUUAAGGUUUUUUUUUUUUUUUUUGUACAGAGCUUAUGAGUUCCCUGGGUGAUCAACUCUGCAGACCCAGGGUUGUUAAAGUACCUAGGUCUGGUUAACAAAAUUUUCCCCAAACUUUUCCCUCUGAAGAUCUCAGUCCAGGAAAAAUGAUCUUGCACUCCUGUCACGCGAGGAUCCAGCAUGCCACAGACUCAUGACCUGUGUGGGACACAACUGGGCCAAAUUUUUGGCACACAAUGUUCAGAAACUACUGUUUUAUCCAACUUUCUGUUACCAUGAAAUACACGUCUUCUUAGAGUCAACUGUACAUCAGCAUUUUCAGCCACAUAAAUGUAUUAUGCCUAAAUUUUGUACUAAAUCACACAGAUACAGAGUUUUACAAGUAAAGCCCGAUUCAGACUAGAUUAAGAUUCCAGGGAGAGGUGAGGUGGGUAAUGAAAUAUUUGUUGCGGUCCUUAGCAACUAACCUGCUUGUCCAGGAUAAUAUUCAUGCUGUUGACAAAUUCUAGUAUUUGGUUUGUAGAGCAGAAAUAAUCUGAGGGACAAUCAUUAUCACCAGAAAAGUAGAUCUCUGCUUGCAAAAACAAAUAAUUGGGACUGUAUAUAAUUCCUGUGGCAGGGGAAGAAUAAAGCGCUCUGGACUGAUCAGCAGGUAAAAUAUUAAAACUACCCAACUUGCCCUGAAAAUGAAUUAAGUUUGAAUUUAGCUUAAUAUUGUAUUUGUCUGCAUUAUUCAUAAAGUGUCAAUUUUGUUUUGUGUCAUAUUCUAAUACCCUGCAUCAAGUUUUAUCUACAGCAGCUCCUGCUUCAUCAAAUAUGUAAUCAGGUAUCAGUAAUCCAGAUUUUUAUUCCUUCAAAGGUACUUUAAGUAGAUGCACAAAGAUUGCUGAAGUUUUCUGAACAAACAUGCAUAUUAUAGAAAUUUCUAGUCUUGGAAAAUUGCAAAAUUAAUGUUUUAUCCAUGGAUUUCAAGAGUACUUUACAACUUAUUAAACAGCAAUUGGUACAACAUAGACAGUAUAACUUGUUCAUGUGUAAAGUGAACCUGCCCAGAUAGAUGUUUAUAAAAAACAAAUAAAAAAUGACCCACUGAUAUUAGUAUAUUGAUACUGUGCCAACCUCCGAGUGACUGAUACUCUAGCUUUGUUUUAUACAGGAAAGCCUGUGUGUUUCUGUAACCACUACAGCCACUAGGCACAUGGUCCUCCACACACAUACACACACUAAAGUGUUUCAUGAAAUAUAUCCAAGAAUUUCAGAAUCACUUUUAUCACCAAAUACUAUCUGUGUACAUGGAUUCUUAGAGAAAAAAAACAGUAAAAAGCAUUAAGAGGCUUCAUUUUCCUCUUUGCUCCGGUUGUAUUCAGCAUUAAAAACCAAAGAUUUUGCACGUUAAUGUUCAGAAGCAGGAGCAGAUUAUUUCACUUGUUAAUGCAACGAUGAGAUUUUAAUACUUGUUACUGAGCUGCCCAAUUAGUGAAACUCAAAAGAACAACACGAUGAACAAAAUGAAUAAUCAAAUUAUGUCAAUCAUUUACAAACCUUAGUUCGACGACGUUUCAAUAGUCAAAGCAGCUUUUUCUGUAGUGAGUGAUCAAACAGUACCGUCUUCCACCGUUCUCUGUCUCAGCCUCUGGAUUUACCAUUAGCAGCCGGACUGAUGUAGCUGACAUGUGUUGGUUUGUUGACAAGGUCAUGGUAUCCGUUUAUUAGUGCAGUGAUUCAGACCCAGCCAAGUCUCCUCACGCCUGCCAGGUCAUUAAACACUCUGAGAGAGAGAGAGAGAGAGAGAGAGAGAUUUCUGGACAGAAACCAAACACUGAAUAACACAGAGUCAAAGAGGGGUUUUUGUUACUGACUGGUUACAGCAAACAGUGGUGAUACGGGCUUCAGAUUACGUACAUUUAUUCUUAUCUUUGUGCUCAUUAAAACAUAUCAGUUCUGGUCACUGUACUUUUUUAUUUAUUGGCUUGUGAUUACUAAAAUGCAUGAUAGCAGUUACAGCUUAUUAAAAACUGAAGCAGAGCGACGAUACCCAGCUUGUGAAAACCUUAUAUGCAAAAAAUAUGAAAUACCUGGAGGAUGCCGUUUGAAAUACGUCAGUUUCUUUAGUUAAACUGUUCAGUUUUAGGUGUUCAAAGAUACAGUGUUGAACAAGAAUUAUGCAAGGAGAAAAAAAAAUGACCCAAGCACCUUAAAUGGCUGAGAGUAUAUGCAUGUUCAGCAUGAGGGAUGUGCUGUGCUGCUCUUUAUCUUAGGUGGGGGAACUUGACCAGAUGUGCAAUUGCCAAACCAACCAGUGACUCCUCAACAGUGAAGCCUUCUGUCUUCAGAUAAAGCAUUAAUCUCCCAAACAGGACUAUUUAUAACCUAGACUGGGUGUGGGUUCACCAUUUUCUGCCACACAGUAGUAAACAUCAAACACUGUAUUUUAAUGUUGACCAAAGAGAUUUGUGCCAUCCUGUAUGUUGUUUUGAUCGGUACCAAUCAAUCAGAAAGCCAGAGUAUGUUCAUUCAGGAAUCGCAUUUAAAACUUUGCUCUUCAUUGGAAGUUCAUCUGUUUCACAUUGCAGAUACUGUUUUGUUAUUUGUGUCACAUGUGCUGGAUUUAAUCGUCUAAAACAAAUUAGUUCCGCUCCGUGUGAGGCUACCCACACAGGAACAGCAAAUCAGAACAGCAACAGAAGUUUUGUUGUAACACAAUCAAUAACUAAAUUCAUCUGAGUAUGUUUGAGUCACUCCUGGGUGUUUCCGUUGUCCUGUCAACAGCCAUUCAUCACAGAUUAAGUGUGAUCCUGGCUUUCAUCAUUCCCAAACUCUCAUUCCAGCAACUCUGUAACCUGUGAAAUCACUUUUUUUUUUUUUUUAAUGGUUAAAUCAGCUGUUCAGCCUCAAGAGUUUCAUUUUCUAACAUCCUACUCUGAGUCGAUGGAUUAGUGUCAGGUUGUCAGCUCAGUAACUGAAGCUUGUUGACACAUGUUUUUGCACGCAUAAAGUACAUGGUGGAGACUUGGAUGAUUUAUUUCUGUGGAUAAAAUCGACAGAAGAACCUGCUUUUGUACAGAUGUCGAAACUUCACCAGCUGAUCCACCUCUCACGUGAAAACAGUCUCACAAAAAUAAUGUGUAAAGGACAGAAUCAGUCAGAAAACAGUUGUAAACGAUGGAUUAAACUCAGAGGCGGGGCCAGAAUCUGACUGGCAACCCGACAUUACUUGUUGGAAAGUCAGUCAAACAACCACAAAGAGAUACAGGACAACCACAAAAACACACAAACUACCACUGCACCACAUUCAAAGUGUUUUUUAAACCCUUUAAACCUGCCCCUCGGUAAAUCUACUUUUGCCCAAUUUUCAUUCAUCGGUCACUAAAGUUUAAAACUUCUCAUGUCAUUACGUCCACAUUUACUUUUCACCACGCUGUAUCACACUACUUUCUGUUUCUAGUCGUGUUUCCUCCUUGUCGUUCAUUUCCUGGUAGAGAUUCAUGUAAAAGAAGAUGAAACAUUUCAGAUUAGUGACACACAAUAUUCUUUUGGAGAUGCAAACGUUUCACGCUCGUCUUCCUGUGUACCAAAUUUACUCGCUUUGCUUUUCCGCCGCUGUGACACUGAGAGCGCUGUGACUGCAUGUUGAUUUGUGAUAUUGUGCCAUGUGAAACCUUAGACCUCAUUUUGAAGUACUGUAUUAGAGCUGGAGUGUGAGAGGAGAGCAUGGCAGGGAGGAAACCGAAAGAUGAAUUACCGUCUUCUGAAACUGAUAUGGAAACCUAGUUAUGUGUUGAUUCAUCAACUAACUUUAGUAGGUGUCGCAGCACAGAAACAGUUGUGUGACAUUUUACUUUUACUGGCUGGUGAUUUGUAUUUGUUUGAGCUUCGAGGAUUAAUGGAACAGGAGAAUAAUUCAAAGUCAAUGAUCUGUCCACAGGAAAAGCAACAUUUAUACUUCCUCUUCCUGUUUUUUUCAUUGGAUCUGUUAAAAAGUUAAAACACAUGAAGUAUAGGGGGCCCAGAGAGACUGAGGUGUGUUGUGCUUUGCUGCAAAUGCUGUACAGAAAUGCAUCUAUUGGAGCCUGUUUGUGCAGAAAUAGAAACAAACUAAUAUGAACGACUCCAAACGACCCAGUUCAAAUGUAGCAAUGAUUUUUUUUUUUGUUUAUACUGUUGUACAUUUUGAAAUAUUGUAAUUAUGCUGUUUUAAUUGCUGUAAAUAAAGCAUUUUCAUCUUUUUACAUUUAA